AUGACUUCAUUUGAUGAUCAAGGCUUCCCCGUUGUUCACCUUUCGAGCGAUGGCUGGUCGACCGAGGACGAAGCAACUGCCACCUGCUUCUGCGGCGCCGUGCAGCUUGUACUUCCACUGAAAAAGCCCGGCCUCCUCAACCGCCAUGUCUGCCAUUGUAUCGACUGUCGCAAGAUCGGCUCAGCCUUCUACCAAUCCAACAUCACAGUGGAUGACAUAUAUCUCAAGCACGUCCGCGGUGAGGACAAUCUCUCAACCUUUAGUGAGGAAAAGACCAUUCGCGCCAACGCGACCAUGACCAAUUACUUCUGCAAGACUUGCGGUACACUCAUGUAUCGUCGUGGCGCACGUUUUCCAGGCUUGACGAUUCUGAGGACCGGUACUGUCGAACAAUUCAUCGAGAGACGAGCUGCUUGGUCUAAGCCCAUAGAUGGUGCGGCACAGGUUGUUGGGAUGCACCAGCCUUCGGAUAUUGAGGGCAUUCCUUAG
Molecule: messenger RNA, 489 nt
Organism: Fusarium fujikuroi IMI 58289
Lineage: Eukaryota; Fungi; Ascomycota; Sordariomycetes; Hypocreales; Nectriaceae
Exons: 3
Coding region: 1-489 (162 amino acids)
Molecular function (GO): carbon-sulfur lyase activity
Source: RefSeq, a predicted model, not a curated record